CUAAGAACUAAUAAUAACCUUAGUUGUGUGAAAUUAAUGGCUUCAAACGGCUUUGUUUCAUUUGCUCUACUCCUUUGUCUCAACAUGCUUUCCUACACUUUGGUGAACUCCACCUACGUCCCUGUGAUCCCAGACCCAUCAGUGCCUUACCAAAAGGGUACAUGUCCUAUAGAUGCACUCAAGUUGGGUGUGUGUGCCAAAGUGUUGAACUUGGUCAAUGUUAAAUUAGGGUCACCACCAACCCUACCUUGUUGCAACCUCAUUCGUGGUCUUGCUGAUCUUGAAGUUGCUGCUUGUCUUUACACUGCCCUCCAAGCUAACGUCCUUGGCAUCAACCUUAACGUCCCCAUUUCCUUGAGUGUAAUUCUCAACAACUGUGGAAGGAAAAUCAUUGAUUUCCAGUUCCCUUAAAUUCAUCGCUCUACCCACAAUAUGUUGUCAGCUUUGUCAUAUUUCGCAUCUCAUUGCGCUUAUUUUUCUUUUCAAUUCAUCUUCUACUCUAUAUAUAGUGAGAAGGUGAGAGGGAGGUUUCAUAUAUAUAUGAGAGUGGGAGAAGUUAAUUUCAGUUAUUGGA
Molecule: messenger RNA, 574 nt
Organism: Cajanus cajan (pigeon pea)
Lineage: Eukaryota; Viridiplantae; Streptophyta; Magnoliopsida; Fabales; Fabaceae
Product: 14 kDa proline-rich protein DC2.15
Source: RefSeq, a predicted model, not a curated record